CCUUCCCGAUCGCAAGUUCGGUAACCGGUCAAGAACUAUCUAAUAUUGAGUUUUUAUAGUGUUUUUAUUAUAUUUUUUAUAUUUAGUGGAUAUUUAUGUGUUUAUACUGCGCGCGAUUUGGUGUGAAGUGUGAACUCUAAUUUAUGGAAGUGGAAAAUUCUGGCGACCGGGGUUUACAGUUAAAGUUAAGUAAAUAGUAGCCGUUUUGUUUAAUUUUUCCACGUGUAACCGUGAACGCACUGGUGACUUCGAGGAAGAUAAAAUCUACCUUGAAGAACAGACCGGACCCUACGAAGAAAAUACUCUUUUUGUAAAACAAGAAAACGUUUAUAUUCAAAAUGAACAAAAUCAAUUUUACAAUUAACGGAGAAUCUUAUUCUUUGACGGGAUCAGAAGUGUCACCUUCCACGUCUCUCAACGACUACCUACGAAAUACGUUGGGUCUGGUGGGCACUAAGGCCAUGUGCCAUGAGGGCGGCUGCGGAGCCUGCGUCGUGUCCGUGGCUAAGACACAUCCGGGCACUUAUGAGAAACACGUGGUCGCUGUUAACUCUUGCCUAGUCCACGUGUUAUCAUGCCACGAAUGGGACAUCACCACUAUAGAAGGGGUGGGGAACCGCAAAGAUGGCUAUAACGAGCUCCAGUCCAGGCUAGCGGCCUUUAAUGGCACCCAGUGUGGGUACUGUACCCCCGGGAUGAUCAUGAACAUGUAUAGUUUGUACGAGGGCUCGGAAAAGAGGCUGACAAUGCAUCAGGUAGAGAGAGCGUUUGCCGGCAACAUCUGUAGAUGUACCGGCUAUCGGCCCAUUUUGGAUGCCUUCAAAAGCUUCGCCACCGAUGUAGUCCAAGAUGGCGCAAAAAUAAAGGAUGUAGAAGAUCUGCACGAAAUGCAGUGUGCCAAUAAGUGUGCAAAGAAAUGUACAAAGGAAGAAAAGGAUUGGUGUUUCAUACACAAAAACAGCAACGAGAAUUUAUUUGAUAUACAAAUGGAUGUAAACAGAUGGUACAAAGCUUAUUCUGUAGAAGAUGUUUUUAAGGUUCUUACUAAAGAAGGUUCAGACAGCUACAGACUUGUCGCGGGAAAUACGGGAAAAGGAGUGUUUCCAACGACAAAGGAGCCUCGUGUGUUCAUCGACGUAACCUCAAUAAGUACGCUGAAGGAUACCAUAAUAGACGCGAACCUGGUACUCGGAGCGGGGCUCUCCAUCCAUGAACUGAUGGCGGUAUUCCAGAGGCAGAUGAAUAAUGAUAAUUUUCGCUAUCUAGAGCAUUUUCAUCGUCAUUUAGAGUUGGUGGCUAACGUACCAGUGAAAAAUAUAGGAACCAUAGGAGGAAACCUGGCUAUGAAGAAUGCUCAUCACGACUUUCCAUCCGACGUGUUCCUUAUAUUCGAAACAGUUAAUGCAGUUAUUACUUUAGUCGACAGCAAUUUCAAGUACCAUGAAAUGAACUUACAAAAGUUUUUGGCCACGGACUUGAAGGACAAGCUUAUAGUAAAUGUCAAGAUACCACCUCUGUCAGAAAAUCACUUAAUAAGAACAUAUAAGAUAAUGCCUCGUGCUCAAAACGCUCACGCAAUCGUCAACGCAGGUUUCCAUUUCACCUUGGACGCCGAUGAAAAAGUCGUAUCUUCCACCAUAGUUUACGGAUCCAUCGCCUCUGAUUAUACCCAUGCGACAAAUGUCGAAAACUACCUUAGAGGGCAAAUCUUGUUCAAUGAGCACACUCUGCAAAAGGCACUUGAAUUAUUGGAGGCAGAUAUAAAACCUGUGGAGAAUUUACCCGAACCAUCACCAGCUUGUAGAAAAGCAAUAGCCUUGGGGCUAUUUUAUAAGGCAAUUUUAUCACUACAUUUAUCAACUAACCCUCGGUACAAAUCUGGUGGUAUUCAUUUGAAACGACCUGUGUCGCAUGGAAGCCAAACCUACGAUACCGACAAAAGUGUGUGGCCUCUGAACCAGCCUGUCCCCAAACUGGAAGCUUUAACUCAGUGUUCUGGCGAGGCGUUGUAUGUUGGAGAUAGUAUAUCUACACCUCGUGAUUUGCAUGUUGCUUUCGUGCUCUCUACUAUUUGUCUUGGAGAGAUCGUGAAAAUUGAUGCCAGCGAAGCUUUGAAAAUUCCAGGCGUUGUCGGUUUUUUCUCCGCAAAAGAUAUUCCCGGAAAGAACAAUUUCACUCCAAAAGAUAUCCCCUCUAUAGACGUUGAAGAAGAAAUCUUUGCAAGCAAGAAAAUCACUUUUUACGGUCAGCCUAUUGGCAUAGUCGCAGCUGUGACCAGGAAACUGGCUUUAAAAGCUGCGGGCUUAGUAAGAGUAUCCUACAAAAAGAAUCCAGCUAAACCUGUUCUGACUAUCAAAGAUGUUUUGGCAGCUCCCGAUAAGGAUAAGCGGAUCCUAGAAGCUGUGACAAUUACUGCUACAGACAGGGGCACAGACACAGCACAUGUGAUCAAAGGGGACUUUUAUAUACCGGAUCAGUACCACUUUACCAUGGAGACUCAGAGCAGUACCGUGUCCCCCACUCGUCGAGGACUCCGCGUGCGAUCAGCGACUCAGUGGAUGGACUUAGUUCAGGUUGCUGUGGCAAAAACUUUGAAUUUACCAUUGAAUAGGGUGGAUGUUGAAGUGCCUAGACUGGGCGGUGCGUACGGCGGGAAGGCGUCUCGAGCAUCGCUGAUCGCUUGCGCCUGCGCUCUUGUCGCCUACAAACUCAAUCGCAAAGCCUCCCUCGUGAUGCCCCUUACCGACAAUAUGGAGGUUAUUGGGAAACGCAUGCCAGCUUAUUUUGAGUAUGAGCUGGGUGUCAACAACGAUGGAGUCAUCCAGUAUGCUGAUGUAGUUUUCUACUCUGAUGGUGGUUCAUCGAUAAAUGACAAUUUAGCCAGCUACAUCGCUGAUCCUUUAUCAAGGCUUUACAACAAAAAGCGAUGGAACAUCAAAGGGUAUAGUGUUAUUACUGAUAAACCCAGCAAUACUUGGUGUAGAGCUCCAGCAACAGCAGAAGGGUUUUCCGCAGCCGAACAUAUAAUGGAAAGAAUAGCAGAUGCUACUAAAAAAGAUCCUAUUGAAGUAAGGACACUGAAUAUCACAGCAGAAAAUUCUCCUAUGCUAGACCUGGUAGACACUUUCAAAAUAGACUGUGAAUACGAGACGCGUAGAGCAGUUAUUGAUAAAUUUAAUUCUGAAAAUGCUUGGAAGAAGAAAGGGUUACAAGUCUCCUUGAUGUCAUAUCCGAUAGAGUAUGACGGUAACUUCCCCGUUGCAAUAUCAGUUUACCAUGCUGAUGGGACAAUCCUUAUUGCCCAUGGGGGAAUAGAAAUGGGCCAAGGCAUCAAUACAAAAGUGGCCCAAGUUUGUGCCUAUGCUUUAAAAGUGCCUCUAAGUAUGGUGACAGUAAAAGGAGCAGACACAUUUAUUUCUCCAAACGCUAUGGCAACUAAUGGAAGUAUCACCAGCGAAUCUAUCGCAUUCGCGACAGUCAAAGCCUGUAAUGAGCUAUUGUCGAGAUUGGAACCGGCGAAAGCUGAUCUUAAUGAACCCACUUGGCAGGAAAUCGUAACAGCGGCAUAUAAUAAAGGUAUUAGUCUCCAAGUAAGCGCAAUGUCAUCAAAUCUGGACAAGUUGACUCCCUAUUCAGUCUACGGAGCUUGCACUGCGGAAGUGGAGUUAGAUGUGUUAACUGGCAACCAUGUCUUGACUCGGGUAGACUUGGUUGAAGACACCGGACGCAGUCUCAGCCCUGAAAUUGAUGUUGGACAGAUAGAAGGUGCCUUUAUCAUGGGCCUGGGACUUUGGACGUCUGAGAAGCUAGUAUACGAUCCCUCAGGGCGUUUACUUACUAACCGAACGUGGACGUACAAGCCGCCUGGCGCUUGCGACAUUCCAGUGGACUUCAGAGUUUCGUUCAAGAGAAAUUCGUUAAACAAUAAUGGUGUUUUGAGGUCUAAGGCGACCGGGGAGCCAGCACUGGUUCUAGCAGUAGUGGUGAUGCAUGCUUUACAUGAAACAAUCGUAGAAGCAAGGAAGGAGUAUGGCUACCACGACACCGAAUGGGUUCACGUUGAUACUCCAUAUUGCGUGGAGAACAUAAUUCAAGCAAUAUCUCCAAACAUUGCAUGUUAUCACCUCAAAUAAAACUACCUACUCGCGAACUGUGAAGUGUAGAUAGUAGUCUGAUUCCAUUACAAAUACAAACACAAAUAAUAUGAAUAAAGUUUAUUUCUAAUA
Messenger RNA from Maniola jurtina (meadow brown), 4226 nucleotides. RefSeq names its product xanthine dehydrogenase-like. The coding region runs from base 339 to 4133 and encodes 1264 amino acids. Gene Ontology annotation, molecular function: iron ion binding; FAD binding; 2 iron, 2 sulfur cluster binding. The transcript is spliced from 23 exons. The record is from RefSeq and is a predicted model, not a curated record. Lineage: Eukaryota; Metazoa; Arthropoda; Insecta; Lepidoptera; Nymphalidae.